AAGAUAACUAUUUUUAUUGCCGGCAAUGAAAAUUGUAGAGUAUGCUGCCUUUACGCAAUGUCCUUGCCUUGUGCAGGCUGGCCUAAGUCUUAAUGUUGACUUCAUUUUUUAAGCUAUAUAUAUCAAACUUUAUAUAUUAUAAAUAGACGAACCAUAUACUUCCCCUCCUUAGUCUAUAAUUCUACAUCCUUCCAUCUUUGGAAUUAAGAAAACAUGAAUAUCGAUCAUCGUUUGCAACAGAGGUCUAGAUGGUCUGCUUCCCUUUCCAGCUGCGGAGAGGAUCCUGGAACCUGUAAGAUCUUUAUCCGUCUUUAUCAUUCUUCUGUGGAACGAUGAUAAUUUUACUUGAAAUUAACAAGAUCAGUUCGAUCCAUAUUGGUAAUAUUUGUAGGCUGCAUAACUUGCUUUCUCCCAUGCAUCACCUUUGGCCAAAUUUCAGAAGUUCUGGACGAAGGGCAAACCUGUAAGUCUAUAUAUAAUCACUUUAUUCGUGGAUGAGUUAUUUAUUAUACCUUAAUUCAUUUAGAUUGUUUGUUAACACAUAUUAUAGCUCAAUCACUAAUUCUUCAUCAUCAUAUUGGAUUGUGUUGUGGUGUGACAUGUGGAGAACAGCCUGCAUCACGAACGGGGUCAUAUAUGGGGUGCUGAUGAUGUUCACAUGCCACUGGCUCAUCUCCUGUGUUUACAGAGAGAAACUGCGGACUAAAUUUGGGCUGCCGCCAGAGCCCUGCAACGACUGCUGUGUCCACUGCUGCUGUGAGCCAUGUGCUCUGUGUCAAGAGCAUGCCGAGCUCAAAGCAAGAGACAUUGAUCCAACCAGAGGCUGGGUUGCGCCACGACUGCCUGUUGCUCCGCCAAUGCCCCCCACCAUGAACAGGAUGAAUUGAUGACCCGCUUUACAAUAAGUUCCAGUUGAUCUUUCCCUGACUAAUUUCAGGUUUUAAUGUAUACAGAAAUUGAUGAUGUAUGGUAAGAAAUUUGUAAAAGAUUUGAUUAUAUACUAUUAUAUAAUAAGAGUGCCAUCUGUUUUGGAUAUGGGUUUAGGUGCAUAAACACUUCUCAUUCUACUGGUUUCUUCAAUUGUUUUUCCUUUUGAUGAGCUAAUUCCACUCUAGCAAGUGUACUAGUCUGUUCAAGUAAUAUAAUGAUGAAAAUAGAGUAUCGUCCCACAGAGACCGUAGACUAAUUAAGUACCAAAAUUAAUAAAUUCUAAUUUUAUUU
Molecule: messenger RNA, 1221 nt
Organism: Rubroshorea leprosula
Lineage: Eukaryota; Viridiplantae; Streptophyta; Magnoliopsida; Malvales; Dipterocarpaceae
Source: the annotation of a GenBank genome assembly